Messenger RNA from Akanthomyces muscarius, 618 nucleotides. RefSeq lists its product as uncharacterized. The transcript has a single exon. Gene Ontology annotation, molecular function: protein tag activity; protein binding. Gene Ontology annotation, cellular component: nucleus; cytoplasm. Gene Ontology annotation, biological process: mRNA splicing, via spliceosome; protein modification process. NCBI's taxonomy places the organism in Eukaryota, Fungi, Ascomycota, Sordariomycetes, Hypocreales, Cordycipitaceae. Bases 1 to 618 code for a protein of 205 amino acids. The record is from RefSeq and is a predicted model, not a curated record.
AUGGCUGACUCUUCACGGCCGAGGUCUCGCUCGAGAUCGCCGCGCCGCGCACCAAAAGGCAGCGGAGGAUUCAGAUGGAAGGAUAAAAGGUCCGGAGACGGCAGAGAUGACGGCAGAGAUGGCCGACGCGACGACCGGAGGGACGACAGACGAAGCGAUCGCCAGGGUUACCGAAGUAGGCGUGACAGAGAUUUCCGAGACCGAGACCGCGAUCGUGAUACGCGUGAUCGGGGGCGCGAACGUUCUCCUCGCCGCGACAGAGAACCUGCGCGAGAGGAAGGCCGCCGCCGCAGCCCCGACGACAAACCAAGCAAAGAAAAGCGAGGCGGCGAAGGCAAGAAGGAAAAGAAAGCCAAGAAGGCAGUUUCUCUUGCUGGCAAGGAACUUAUUGUGGUUCACAUCAACGACCGUCUCGGCACCAAGACUGCGGUGCCCUGUCUUCCCGACGACACCAUCGGCCAACUGAAGCUCAUGAUUGCGGCGCGCAUUGGCCGAGAGCCGGGACAAAUCAUGCUGCGCCGCCAAGGAGAGCGCCCGUUCAAGGAUCCCAUCAGCCUGGCGGACUAUGGCAUCUCGAACGGUGUACAGCUGGAUCUUGAGAUUGACACAGGCGACUAA